AUCGACCUCUAAACCAUCUGCUUUCGUCGUGUGUGUGUGGCGGCGUGUUUUUUUUUGAGCGUUUUGGAAUUUGGUUGUUUAUUGUUCAUUUUGUUUUUGUAUUAACAUUUUAGUUUUACAAUUUUCAGGGAUGAGGUGGAAAGAUGAAUAUUGAACAAUAGCGUUAAGACUAUCACGGCCGCACAGGCGGAUUCGCAAAGGCUGGAUAGAAAAGUAGACGAAUUGGACUCGUCAGUAAAAGCGCUACAGCAACAACUACGGCAGUUGAUGCCGAACAAGGUGGCUGCGGCUGCGGCAGGCACAAGCGCGGCGGGCCGGCGAGGAGAUGACGGGAUACGGAUACCUCAAGAUCAAGUACAUCCAAGUGACGAGAGUCCCAUAGAGACGAGGCUGCGACAGUUGGCACAAGAAGCACAAUCGCUAGUUUCACCGCCUUCAUCACCACGAGGACAGAAAAAUCAGCUGGGCGACCACCUCGAUUCUUCUUCUAGUUCUCGACCAGUGGAAGUCAACAUCGUUCCGGAAGGGCAUGCGUCUCAGCCGCCUGCGUUUUUGGAUCGGUGGACACACGACGGCUUACCGGAAAGGGUAAAUGUUUGGAUCGAAUCGGAUCGUAGUGUUGUACGGAACUACCAAAUCAAGAUCGAAGUGCCAAGUAGAAGCUCAAAGGCAGCGCAAGACAGCGAACAAGCAGUGUGGUCUUUCACGGAACAACUCGAGCUUCUCAAAGAUCAGCCGGUCUUGGAGAAAUUGUGCCGCUAUGAAUACGUCGACAACAGAUACGGUACAACAAGCUCGAAAUUUGGGGUAGCCAAGCAAGAGUUUGAGAAACAGAUUCAGGAAGGUGACGGGAGUAGUUUGCUUUCUCGCCGCGUCAGAAUUUCAGCGGUCAGUGCAGAUAUUUAUGGCGGAAUCUCGUAUGGUGCCUUCGAUGACGCUGUGGUGGAAAUGCUCGCGACAGCAUUUCAUGGAAAGAGCUCUGCAUUUUUUGUUGACCUCAAAGUACAGUGUCAAGCUGCUCAGUCGGAUAACGAUUCCUCGUCGUCGUCACCUGUCUUCACAGAUUACAGCAUGAUCUCUGUCAAUCUUCAGAAGGUGGAAGUUGAUGAAUAUGGUAUUCCGAAGACUCUCCCAUGAUCCGAAGAUACCGGUUCAAUUUUUCGAUAUUAGAUUGUGAAACACAGUGUCCAAGUCCAUGGCGAUCUCACUUGUAAGACCAGUGACGAACACGUUCGAAGAUUUUACAACUUUUCCAGUGUAUCUCUGUUCUGCUAUUUUUCAAACGAAAAGACGAGCGCGAU
This is a messenger RNA of Amoebophrya sp. A25, 1301 nucleotides long. The record is from the annotation of a GenBank genome assembly. NCBI's taxonomy places the organism in Eukaryota, Dinophyceae, Syndiniales, Amoebophryaceae.